This is a messenger RNA of Sphaeramia orbicularis (orbiculate cardinalfish), 1587 nucleotides long. RefSeq names its product biogenesis of lysosomal organelles complex-1, subunit 6, pallidin (gene bloc1s6). Gene Ontology annotation, cellular component: BLOC-1 complex; transport vesicle. The coding region runs from base 164 to 688 and encodes 174 amino acids. The record is from RefSeq and is a predicted model, not a curated record. NCBI's taxonomy places the organism in Eukaryota, Metazoa, Chordata, Actinopteri, Kurtiformes, Apogonidae. Gene Ontology annotation, biological process: intracellular transport. The transcript is spliced from 6 exons.
GUAUGAGUCACAUGACGGCUUCCAGGCGUACCAACAAAUCCAAAUUCUCCUCUGCUCUACGUUUUCCUCUUAAAAAAAAAAAGCUUAAUUCUUCGCACUUUCGGACACAGUUCAGGAGACAAACAGACGGUUCUUCAAGAAAAUCAGGGUCAUAGUUGCUGACAUGGAGGUGGAGGGGAUGGACGAGGAGGGAACAUCGUCCCACAGUGGACAUCUACACAGGAGAGCAGAAGAUCUUCAGAAGACACAACAGGAUUCCGAGUGUCCUGAGAGCUCAACCUGUGUAGAAAAUGUGUAUGUGGAUAAGAAGGCAGUGGACAAACUGACAGAGGGAUUAUUGUCCCAUUACCUGCCUGAUCUACAGAACUCUAAACGAGCCCUCCAAGAGCUCACACAGAAUCAGCUGAUAUUACUAGACACACUGGACCAAGAAGUCACAAAGUUCAGAGAAUGUAACACCUUAUUGGACCUUAAUUCACUGUUUACAGAGGCCAAGUUUUACCACAAUAAACUGGUGUCUAUAAGGAAAGAGAUGAUUUUGCUCCAUGAAAAGACGACUAAACUAAAGAAGAGAGCUUUGAAACUGCAACAGCAGAAGCAGAAGGAGGUGCUGGAAAAGGAGCAGCAGCGAGAGAAGGAGCUGGAGAGAGAACGGCAGCUCAUCGCCAAACCUGCUAAAAGAACGUAGGAUCCUGAAUGUGACAGAUGUAUUUAAGGACCAUUGGAUUUUCUUGUUUUAGCCUAUUUCUUACCAAUUAAGAACAUAUCAGUGCUGCCUUUUUCUAAAGCAUUGACACAUUUGGGGAAACUUUUCUUUGCCUUGUGAGCAGACGCUGGUUUCCAUUACCUUUCAUAUUGUGAUCAAUUCCACUUUCACAAACUAGACAAUCCAUCACCGAAUUGUUGAACUCUCAUCACGUUUCAUUUGUUCCUGUUAAACGGAGUUGACAUCACAUACCGAUGGGACAUUUCUGCCUUGAAUUGCUACUUAAUUCCUUCCCUGAGCCAUAACGGUAAACUCUGGGCCACUUUUAUAAAGCUGCACAAAUUAAGUUAAGGAGGGAGGAGGUUAGAAGGGGUGGGCGACCUGCAGUGUAUAGUUGUGAGCAUGGGUGCAGCUGAUUGGUUUAGUAAAGACUAACACAGUCUAGGUUAGACCAGAUAGACACACAGAUGAGGGUGUGGAGGAAUGUAACCAAUGUGUAAUCAUAAAGGCGCAUCUGAACCACCAUUGCUAGUGAUGUCAGUAGAGGAAAGGGUAGUUCACAGACAUGCCAAGCACAGCCGAGUUAAGACAUGCUCUUUACAUGUUAAAUAAAGGUACAGUUAUCGGUAAGUUGACUGCUGUAAACCUUAGUAAAUUCUAUUCAUAUUGGGCUGGAUAUACUCAAUACAGAACAAAGGUGAAUAAAUCUGUCAUUCCUUUUGUCUUUUUUCAAAGCCAUCUUUGCUAUGUGACAGAACAAUAAAGUUUUCACAGAGACACACGUCUUUACAUGUGGCAUGAUCUUUUGAAGGGCUUUAGUCAUUUUAAUGGAAUGAUGCACCCCCUCAUGUGCACGUUCCUCUAAACCACAGGUGUCAAAC